AUGUCGGGUUUCUUCCGCCGUAUAUACGAUUGGCUUCUUAGCCUGUUCUGGGCGACAGAGAUGGACAUCACCAUGAUCGGCCUCCAGAACGCCGGCAAGACCUCGUUAUUACGGGUGCUAGCGGGCGGUGAAUUUACGAUCGACUCUAUACCCACCGUGGGGUUCAACAUGAAACGAGUACAGAAGGGGCACGUCACGCUCAAGUGCUGGGAUCUAGGAGGACAACCGCGGUUCCGUUCCAUGUGGGAGCGCUACUGUCGCGGCGUUAACGCCAUCGUCUUUAUUGUGGACUCGGCCGACAAACCCUCGCACCCGAUCGCUCGCGAAGAGCUGCACAGUCUCCUGCAGAAGCCAAUACUCGAAGGCAUCCCGCUGCUAGUCCUCGGCAACAAGAGCGAUCUGCCCAACAAGCUCGGCGUCGACGAACUCAUCGAGACGAUGAACCUGCAGGACAUCACUAAUCGCGAGGUCAGCUGCUAUAGCAUAUCCGCCAAGGAGGAGACGAAUCUGGAUGCUGUGUUACAGUGGUUGAUCGCGCGCGCAAAGAGAUGA
This is a messenger RNA of Tricharina praecox, 552 nucleotides long. Its product is annotated as P-loop containing nucleoside triphosphate hydrolase protein. The transcript is spliced from 6 exons. The record is from RefSeq and is a predicted model, not a curated record. Bases 1 to 552 code for a protein of 183 amino acids. Gene Ontology annotation, molecular function: GTP binding; GTPase activity. Lineage: Eukaryota; Fungi; Ascomycota; Pezizomycetes; Pezizales; Pyronemataceae. Gene Ontology annotation, biological process: protein transport. Gene Ontology annotation, cellular component: lysosomal membrane.